Molecule: messenger RNA, 1083 nt
Organism: Octopus sinensis (East Asian common octopus)
Lineage: Eukaryota; Metazoa; Mollusca; Cephalopoda; Octopoda; Octopodidae
Product: 26S proteasome regulatory subunit 8 homolog
Biological process (GO): proteasome-mediated ubiquitin-dependent protein catabolic process
Cellular component (GO): proteasome regulatory particle, base subcomplex
Molecular function (GO): proteasome-activating activity; ATP binding; ATP hydrolysis activity
Source: RefSeq, a predicted model, not a curated record
AUGGAAUUCUGGUGCGAACUAAAAACUGUAUAUCCAUUACUCAGUUUGAUAGCACUAGAGAAGUUAAUUCCAUUUCACACAACAUAUCUACGUGAAACGGCAAUGUCACAUCUUGCAUAUUUAAAGUUAAAGUAUCAAAAUCGUCUUAAAGUAGAAGAUAAUUUGCGUAUUGUCUUAUCUGAGACAAAGCCUAACAUUGAUAUUUUAAUCUCUAAAAUGCAAGAAAAAAAGUCCCAUCAGUAUAACUUUUUAUUAAUAAAAUUUGAUUUAAUUCUUGAUAAACCUAUUAAAUUCCGAACCUUAAAAGAAGAACUUCAAACUCUACAAGAACAGGGUUCAUAUGUCGGCGAAGUUGUGCGAGUUAUGGGCAAGGAUAAAGUCCUGGUCAAAGGAGUCCUUCUUUAUGGUCCGCCUGGCACUGGCAAGACAUUGUUGGCCAGAGCUGUGGCUCAUCACACUCAGUGUACAUUUAUCAGAGUCUCGGGCUCUGAAUUGGUUCAAAAGUUCAUCGGAGAAGGGUCCCGGAUGGUUCGGGAGUUGUUUGUGAUGGCCAGAGAACGUGCCCCUUCUAUUAUUUUUAUGGAUGAGAUUGAUUCGAUUGGAUCCACCAGAGUUCAGGGAUCUUCCGGGGGAGACAGUGAAGUGCAGAGAACAAUGUUGGAGAUACUUAACCAGCUUGAUGGAUUUGAGUCCAAACAGAACAUUAAAGUGCCUGUUUCUUCUAUUGGUGUCAUAAUGGCCACAAAUCGGAUUGAUAUGCUCGACCAGGCACUUCUCCGGACAGGCAGGAUUGACAAAAAGAUAAUGUUUCCAUGUCCAUCGGAAGAGGUGACUCAGUGGUUAUUCCAUAUUUUAUCCCGGGCUUCAAUUCUUAAAAUUCAUUCGAGGAAAAUGAAUUUAACUCGAGGGAUUGAUUUGGUUAAGAUUGCGAGUAUGAUGGGCGGGGCCAGUGGGGCAGAAAUGAAGGUGUGGUGUCUGGGAGUGUUUGUUGCUGUUUGUACUGAGGCGGGAAUGUUUGCUUUGCGAGAGAGUAGGGUUCAUGUUACACAAGAGGAUUUUGAAUUGGCUGUGGCCAAGGUUUAA